AGCGCGUACUUGCUGGCCCGAGCUUUCCUUGGCUGAUGCACCCGGCACCCGCGCGCGAGCAUCGCGUGCGGCUCGAGAUGGAGCUCCAGCGCCUGCGCGCCCCGUGCGCGCCCAUCGCGUCCGACAGCGACGCCUCCGACGACGUCUCUCCCGGCACCGCCGGGCCCGCCGUGGGGCGCAGGGGCACCUCGGCGGCGGCGCUGCUUGCGGUGGCGCUGCUUGCAGGCUCCGCUGCCCUCGCGGACCGCAGGCCCAACCCUGACGGCAGCAGGGUGAGCACGGGGGGCCUGCUGGGCCUCGCGGGUGCCAAAGCGCUGUACCCUGGGGCCACAAAGCCCUUCCCCGCGCACUGGGGCGAGCCGCCCAACGUGACAACCAGGGACUACCGGAAAUGGCCCGCAGGUUUCGGCCACGGAAGCGGCACGAUCGCGAAGUGGAUAGAGGGCAACCUGGCAAAAGACCAGAAGGCCGACUCUGCAGAUCCCACUUCAGAUGCCGCUCAGAUGGGCUCGCGUCUGUUUCCCGGGGCAUCGAAGCCCUUCCCGGCACACUGGGGUCAGCCUCCCAAGGCUGUGACGGAGGACAUUGUCGAGUGGCCUGGCGGCUACGGCAACGGAAGCGGAACGAUCGCAAAGUGGAUAGAGGGCAAUCUGGCCAACGACCAGAAGGCCGACUUGGCAGGUGCCGGCGCGAUCCCCACGGGGCUGUUCCCUGGUGCCACGAAGCCCUUCCCUGCACACUGGGGCGAGCCCCCUAAGGCUGCCACAAAGGACUUCGUCGACUGGCCCGAGGGGUACGGACACGGCAGCGGCUCGAUCGCGAAGUGGAUCCAAGAGAAUUUGGACAGGGACGAGCAGGCUACGCAAGACAGCGGUCAGCUUCUGGGCGGGCGGCGCGGCGGGCGCGUGAAGCUGAGCAGGGUGGACGUGACCCUGUCGGAGUCCAACGGCACCGUCUUCUACAGGCCCCACGAGGGCACCAAGUCCCCCAUCUAUCCGACCUACGUGUUCGACGGGCGCGAGUUCAACGAGAGGGUUGGGGAGCUCGGGAAAGGCUUGGAGGGUACAGUGGUAUUUUUCCUCUUCCACGAUUGUGCCCCUUUCUCUUGGGAAGCGAUUCCGGCAGCGUCAUCAUGGGAGUCUCCUGCCGAGCAGAGUGCCAUCGUAGAGCGCCGUCGCCUCCGCAGCGGCCGCAGCAGCGGCAAGGAUGAGGACGUUGUGCAGCAGGAGCCGGAAGGUGGAUUUCUAUAUCCCCAGACUGCGUGCAGUAUCACGAGCGUUGCGAAGCCAGGGGUCUCCGAGGAUGACGGUGACGUGAACCCGAAAAUGGACAAGGAGGCGAUGAGGGAACAUUUUGCCGCCAUGCGGGACAAGCUGCAGAACAUGUCGAGCCAGAUUGCGAGCAUCAUGUCAAGCCGCGCAGGAGAGGAUCCAGACGAGUGGAGCAAGAAAGUGGAGGAACGCAUCGCUCAGCACAGGAAGGAGCGCGGGUACGGCAAUCUGGACGCGCACGCGGUGGGCCAGCAGCUUGCGGAGGUCGCCCAGGGCCUCUCGAGCGCGAUGGGCAAGGCGGGCCUCUCCAACCAGCAGGCCGACGAGGCCGUGGAGUGAGAGGCGUGCGGCCUGCGCAAGCGGCCAGCGCGUGCCGGCCGAGCGCGCACCUUCCCGGGGCCUGGGAACGGCCAGAGCAAGCGCCUCUCUUUCGCAGAAUCGGGAGGGCCUUGGUCUUGGUCAAUACUGGGACCCGUGCGAUGGAGCGCGCAUCAGGCGUAGGCCAUCUAGGUGGGCCUAAAGGGCCCCCGGCGGCGCGUUUCUGAAUGACCGACUCGUGGUCGCCCCUCUGAAGAAGGGUUCUUGUUUUUUUGAGUUUGCCGUGCUGCCCUCCCGUCCGCUCUUCUUGCUCUCUCGUCUCUCCUGCGUGUCGUCGGCUUGUCGCCUUGGUCUGUUGGGCCCACGAACGGUGCCCCAGGCCCAAGGGUUCUUUCGCCCGGUCUCCCUCCAUUUGAUCGUCUGACGAGCCCAGCUUUGCAAGGACAGGUGUACGCGUCGCGGCCCUUUCGCGACGAAGCAAGUAUGGAUCAGGAGCGUUGGAGGCAGUGAGCGAGCAAUGACGAAGUCACGAGGAGGAAA
Prorocentrum cordatum is the source of this 2129-nucleotide messenger RNA. The record is from the annotation of a GenBank genome assembly. NCBI's taxonomy places the organism in Eukaryota, Dinophyceae, Prorocentrales, Prorocentraceae.